ACUGUGCGCAGGCCCGUGGCGCCGAGUCGACAACUAAUGAUCAGUGCUGCCUUGUCUGUCGCCCGUGUCUAACGCGAACUGUGUUUGUAACUAGUGUUUGUUUAGUUUCGACAGUUUAAAUAAACCUUGAAGAUGGCUGACAGCCUUAAGAGAAACAUCCCCAUCAAGCUCGGUGACUUUUCAGUCAUCGACACGGAAUUCUCCAGCAUUAGGGAGAGAUUCGACGCCGAAAUGAGGAAGAUGGAAGAAGAGAUGAGCAAAUUCAGAUCGGAACUCAUGAACAGAGAGAGCAACAACUUCUUCAAGAGCACAACAAGGUCUUACAACUUUGAAUCUGUUUCCUCCGGAGGAGUAACCAAGUCUUCAGAGAGCUCCACCACAUCUUCACAGCACAGUGACAGCCGACAGCUGGCCGAGCCCAGCCACUGGGACAGCAUGAACUCGCCCCUCAUCCAGGACCAGGGCGAUGGCAAGUCCCUGAAGCUCCGCUUCGACGUCAGCCAGUACACGCCAGAGGAAAUCGUCGUUAAGACGGUCGACAACAAAUUGCUUGUCCACGCGAAACACGAGGAGAAGUCAGACACAAAGUCGGUGUACAGGGAGUACAACAGAGAGUUCCUGCUGCCGAAGGGGACCAACCCCGAGGCCAUCAAGUCCUCGCUGUCCCGAGACGGCGUGCUGACCGUGGAAGCGCCGCUGCCGCAGCUGGCCAUCACUGACAGGAGCAUCCCCAUCCAGAAGCACUGAGUUCCAUCUAGCUAGCGGUUCAGCUUGAAAGCAGCUAUUCCAUACAUACUGUUAAUUAUUUAUUAUAAUUUACGUAAUACAAAUUAUUUAAGGAUACGAAAUUUUUAGUUACUUAUGAAUCUUUAGAGAAUCUCUGUUAACACUAUUAAUGAGUAUUUUAUCGUGCUUAGCCGGCCUUGUCCGGGGCACAGUUCUCACUGAUAUUGCUUUCACUGUGAUUGUUAGGAGUCUCGCAUUCGUGCAAUGAAUUUUGAAUUGUUCUAUAGAAUUUUGAAGUGUUAUUGUGUAACUUAAAUUAAGCAGUUGUUGUGAACCCCGUAAUUGAUGUAAGGAGCUUAAAAGUGUUCAUUUUACACUGCUGUUCUGCCGACAAAUUCCGACUUUCUUGGUCAAACAUGUAUCUAACUGAUAAAAUUAAUAAAAUAAAAAUAAAGUAAAACAACGACGGUAUUACAAAGUGUCUUUAUACAACAAAUAUACAAGUCCAUAUUCUUAACAUUAACGAGCCAUAACAAGCAUGUUUAAAAUACAACAAUUCAAAAGCUUUUAUGACGUACACGUUUAUAACUUAGUACAAACAGUUGUUUAUGAAUGUUUUAGAUGUCAAUAAAACAUUUAAAAUAAA
Cydia amplana is the source of this 1372-nucleotide messenger RNA. RefSeq names its product heat shock protein beta-1 (gene Hsp21.4). The transcript is spliced from 4 exons. Bases 133 to 747 code for a protein of 204 amino acids. Gene Ontology annotation, biological process: protein refolding; response to heat. Gene Ontology annotation, cellular component: nucleus; cytoplasm. Lineage: Eukaryota; Metazoa; Arthropoda; Insecta; Lepidoptera; Tortricidae. The record is from RefSeq and is a predicted model, not a curated record.